Messenger RNA from Alternaria ethzedia, 387 nucleotides. RefSeq lists its product as uncharacterized. The record is from RefSeq and is a predicted model, not a curated record. Lineage: Eukaryota; Fungi; Ascomycota; Dothideomycetes; Pleosporales; Pleosporaceae. The coding region runs from base 1 to 387 and encodes 128 amino acids. The transcript has 2 exons.
AUGGCCGAAUUGUACGACAAACUCUCCGAAUAUACGAAUGGUGUCAAAGAUGCGAAAAAGAAGGCUGAACAGAUUACCCGCGAAUUGGACACACUGGUGGAUCUCCUCGAGCAUCUAGAGACCGCCACUAGCAGGAUGGACCCUACCACACCUAUCGCAUUAGUCAAAACUAUCAUCCAGCAAUGCGCACUCUCCAUAGAGUCAAUCAGGUCGAAAGUCGGGGAUGAUACUCCUUCGACGAACUCUAGCAGGUUUUCGACGCAGUCGCGGAAAGUGAUCAAGCGACUGGCGUAUCCGUUUAAAGAAAGCGACAUCAAGUACUGGAGAGAUGCUUUGAGCAGUAUUCGACAGAAUCUGCAGAUCGCAUUACAGGCACUAGAGAUGUAA